Messenger RNA from Bolinopsis microptera, 8805 nucleotides. RefSeq lists its product as uncharacterized. The transcript has 62 exons. Lineage: Eukaryota; Metazoa; Ctenophora; Tentaculata; Lobata; Bolinopsidae. The coding region runs from base 98 to 8206 and encodes 2702 amino acids. The record is from RefSeq and is a predicted model, not a curated record.
AGCACGAUGUAGAACAAACCACGUGACAAGAACCACGUGACAAGAACCACGUGACAAUAACCACGUGACAAGAACCACGUGACACAGACCACGUGACAUGACCUCUCUUACCGAGAGGGUGGAACACUUCCUACCUCUAUCCCUCAACGAGUUCGAGACACGCUUUGUAAAGGAGUUGUACGAGAAAAUAACAGAGAAGAAGAUAGAAAGUUGGCACGUAGAGGAGGCUGUUAGUCGGAUAUGUGCAAAUAAAACAGGGGUGUGCUCCAGAGAUAAACUAGGUGAGGUUAUAAAAGAGCUGGAGAGACGCGAGACGCUGCAAAGACAGUUGUUAUGGGAUGUAAGGUUCCUACAUGGUAGUGACAGUACACUGGUAACCCUUGACAACGCAUUUAUUCUCUUCAAGAGUUACUUCGGACAGAGUUUUGGUAUAAAAGACUGGGAAGUAUUCACCAAGAAUCGCAACAGAUCAGGACCAGCGACUUUCCUGGAGCUCAGGAAUGCGGUGUGUAACUACAUACCAAGUAGCAGUGAUAAUAGCACGGAAGAUGUAGAGGACUACAUUGAAGAACUAAAGAAACCAGCAGCACCUGCAAAGUACACUGAAACAGACCGGGAGAGAGACAGGAGGAGACAGAGAUACAAAGACAAUGCAAGCAGCUGGUUAGGAGACCAGAGGAAACUACUUACCUCUGGAGCUGUUACUACAGACAUGUUCAUCUCAGCUCUUCAUCUCAAGUACAGGGUCCUUUGCAAGGUGGCACUGAAACAAGCGCUAGAAAGAGAAGCAGGAGAGGAGGCGUGGCUCAUCAAAACAGAGACAGAGAAAGAAGAGCUGGUCUCAACUUUAGAGGCAAGGGUGGAAACAUUGAGAAACAUGGACAGGCUCUUGUACUGUGACCAUGCCCUCAAUUUGAAAGGUUUGUUGACUACAAAGGGUGGGCUUUACAACGUUAUGGGUCUACACCAGCUGGAGUCUAAGAUAUUCGCUAAUAAAAUGAUAAAACAUCGGCAGAAACUAUUCAGGGCCGGUAAGGAUGAGUCCUACGUAAAAGAGAGGGAAAUGGUGGAAUAUUCUCGAAAAAGAAAGGAAAACGAGAGCAACUCUUCAAACAUAUUAUACGAUCUACAAAGAAGACUAGGAGAAGAGCUGGAGCUGUUGAAGAAGCAACUCUCAGGAGGAAUGGGUAGAGUGUGGGGCUCAAGAGAGAGAGAUACUAUGCUAGCACUGCUCUACUUUCAUCAGUACCGAGCUACAGUUGAGACAGCCUUCAGACCAAGUGUUCUCAGUGUGUCACUAGUUGAACACGUGUCACCCCUUCCAGAAGAGAGGUUAUUCGAGGAUUACGACAGGUGGUACGAUCUAGCAAGGUAUAGAGUUACCAGAAUCAUAUUUGAUGACGACUACGACAGUUUAACAGGACUACCCCUCACCCCACUAUCCCUCCCUCCUGUCCUAUCUCUCACAUCCUCCCAGAACACGCUCAGACACUGUCUUGUGUUGUUACACCGCGUACAUGAAGCCCAGUGUGUGUACCUGCAAUUCCUCCUCUUCUCUGACCUAGAUGAGGAAGAUCACAUAAAGCUUCUCUCAUCCAGCCAGGAUGAGUUGGAGGACGCUCUAGCAUACAUCCGACAACUGAGGAAUGACUGGAGACUGAGGUAUGAUGGGGUGAGAGCGGAAGAAGAACUACUCGAACAAUAUGAACUGCUCAAGAAGGCCAUGUUUAUUAAGGUGUUACUGAUACAGUACAAACAUGACCUGCUAGAGGAUGCUGACAGUGCCAUGGUAGUCGUUAUGAGUGAGCUGCUACAAAUACAAGAGACUGAGUUGGCUGUGCUCAUCUCUCAGCUAGUUGUUACGAGCACAGAUGAGGUGGAGAAGGUAAAGACAGGAUUGAAGGAGACAUCUGAGUCUGGAUACAAUGAUAACGUGGCCCACGUCCUGUUAUCAGGGGUCGCUGAGUACGACGACAGUGUAUUACUCGAGAUAGUGAACAUGAAGUACGAAGAGCUGAAAAGAGUCUGGAAUAGACAACUCGUCUCCAGUAAUCUGAAUAAAGGCCUAUCAGAGACAGAGUUGUUGAUGAAGGAGCGGGAUUUGUACGCUUCGGGGCAAUUGUACGACGCUAAAAAUGUCUUCGGAGACUGUGUUGUCCACAAGUGGGGUCUACAUGGACUAAUGGGCCCUAACAGAGAGAUAACGGAAGACACGUGGUCGGGGCAGGGCCAGGAGGAGAUAGUGUUUGAGGAGGAGCCCUCUGAUAACAUCCUCAUGGACGUGCAGUUCAGGUAUAAAGACGAUAAAGCCUAUCUGCUGAGUGAACUAAAGAAUGCUAAACCUCGUCAGAGAAUGUACGAACAUUCUCUGCUUGAAUACCAGAUUUACCUCCUACAAGAGUACAGUAACUUUGAUGCUGCAGCUAGCUAUGUGGGACUGGUAGAAAAGGUUCACAUCCACCCUCAAUACAAACUGAGUCAAAACUGGGGCAUCCUAAAGAGAAUAUCAGACCAUGUGUUGUGUUGUAAUGUUGAAAAACAGCCCACAUUUCAGCAUAUCAACCUCCUCUCACACUCACUCUUCCUCGAAGGCACGUUUAGACAAGUGUUACGAAAGACGAUGAUAUAUUUGUUACAGAAGAAACAUCUUGGAGAACAGAGAGCUUUUAGCUUCAUACUUAAUGUUGAUCAGGUAAAGAAGAGUGAGCAGAUGGAGCUGAAGAUGGAGGAGACCAGAUUACGGGAGAUAAGGAGUGAGAUGUGUAGCGGUCAAAUUGCGGGAACUUUCCUCGCUUCUCUCCAAAACAAACAGUUGGCAGUGUUCCAAGAGCUGGUGGCACAUUCCAGUAAAGAUAAGAGCAGGCUGAUGUCGGAACUAUUGCUCUCAGAGAUGGACGAGACUGCAACCUGUAUCGCUGAUAUGCUCACUAUGGGAAAGUUGGAACUCUCAGUUCUAGUUCACUCAGUAAGAGAGGGUAUAACAACAGGAUACAAUGAUAAUAUCUCGCACGUGCUAUGUGCUUCAGAUCCUGUAGCUGAAUGUGAAGAGAGCUUAAAGGCGUGGUUUCUGGCAGUACUGAGAAAACUCCUACCCUCUGAUAUCCCAGCCAGCCAGUCAGUGUACAAGAAGCUUACCUCCCCCGACCUCCCGACCCCGGAGGUGCUACAAGGAGUGGAUAUAGUCCCAGCUGAGAAGAGGUGGGGCCUGUUACCCUCUCAAAUAACUGCAGUACUGGAGGCUAUGAGAACUGAGGAGCAGUUACUAAAGGAUGAGGAACUGUCUGAAGAGGAGCUGAAACUGAGGAUAGAGGAAGUGUACAGAACACAAACAUUACACUGUCUUAAAGAGACUCCUAAUCUUAUCACCGCUAUUAGUAACUACAGGUCGGAGAUAUCGCAUAUUUCGACAAACUCAAAACCGACUCUUACCAGUCUCUACAUCUCUUACGGUAACAUCCUGAUAAACCAACAACCCCUUGUACCUGAACGGGUUAUAUUCUGCUACCUGUCUCACUUGCUAAGAAUGAUGGUCAGUGCCGACCAUCUGACUUGUGAGGACACGGUUAAAGAUGCUGCCAGGACUUUCCUUGCAGGAUACAAUGCAGAGUGGGCAGCUAAAACCAAGCUGGGCAGUACAGGCAUGUUCUCCCUGGUCAGGGACUACAGCAACAUCCACUACAGCAUCCGCUCCUACAGGGAGUACAUACUGUCAUGUCUACACAAACACCACGGAAUGGAGAUCUCCCUGUUCUGUGGCCUCCUCCUGGAUAGUGACAGUGGGAUAGAAGAGGCUAUGCCACAAGCGGACAGGGUUACUGAGAUGAAGAAGCUACAUGAUCAGUGGAAGAGGGUUCAGGAGGCUCUAAGGGCUAUGACACUAUUUAACGACAGAUCAGCAGAUCAGAUCUCCCAGCUCCACGCCCAGCAGAGAACCCUUCUCUCUACAGCCCUCUCCCUCAAGUAUGGUAGUGUGAUGAAACGGGUCAAGUACCGGGAGAAUAGUGGGCAUGUCACAUUGGAAGAGGCAAGAGUGGAGUUGUUGUCAGAACUUAUAAAACAUCACAUUCAAGACAUCGUGGAAAGUAUCCGCUCUCUCCACGACAUGACGAUGCUGGAGUUAGCAAGUCUGAAGAUCACACUCCACCACAAUGUUAAAGCAGGGAUUGUGGGCUCUGUUGCUGUCGUCUGUUUUACUCCUCUACUUCUUGACAAGGACGAACAGGUAGCCCAGGAGUUAGAAGAUAAGUAUGAUCUACUGAAGGAUAAACUGUACGCUGCUGCACUGAUGAAGGAGGCUGGGGAACAGGAGUGGGCUUUACUUUCUGAGAAAGAGCGCCAGAAAAGGAUAUUAGAGAUGAGAAAAAAAGCUAUGAAGCUUAAAAGAGAAGGUAAAGAAGACGAGAUGGAGCGAAUGUUUGCUGAUGCCCUAGCUAACGACAAAGGAAUGAUAGAAAUACUUGGGAUGUCUAAGGAACAGUACCUGAAGUCGUUAGAAGAGAAGAGGAAGCUUCGUAAAGAGACCCGUAAGAAGGUGCUAGAAGACGGAACUGAGGUGGAAGUGGAGGUGGAAGUAGACGAGGAGGGAAAUGUGGUGGACAAUAAGUUUACUAGUAUUCUGGAUGCUCUCAAUAAGAAUUUCGAGUCUGAGAAGGACGCGCUGAUGAAGCAGCUCCGAGACAGUGGGGACCAGUUCUCCGCCGCCAGAGAAAGACAGGCCAUGUUAGUGAAACUGAGACUGGAGAAGAAGAAACUGGAUCAGCAGGGCACGUUCGAUCAGGCUGCUCUCAUUCUGGGGCAAGCUAAUGCUAUGGGGGACAGGCAGCUGUCAGAGAAGGAGAGGCAGAUUGCCCUUGCCAAGGCUAGGAUUGCAGCUCGGAAAAACAAGCUUAAAAAAGCAAAUUCUAAGACAGGACUCCUCCUCGACAGUGAGGAGUAUAUCAAUAUUGAUACUGAUGAUGCAGAUGAGUUACAGGACAUCCUAGUAGACCUGGUACACCGGAAACAUGAAGGAGAAAGAGAGAUCCUGCACCAGCUGAUGGAUAACGUGGAUAAGGAGCAGUAUGAGGCUGUGUCAGACAUGUCACGCAAGGAGAGACAGAACGAGAUUGGCCUGUUACGAGAAGACAGAAGAAAGUGGAGAGAAGAAGUGGGAGACACGGUACCCACAGCAGAGGAGCUGAGUAAACAGCAGGGUCAGCAGUUGGAGUGGUUGAGGCAGGCUGCUCUGUUGAAUCUGGCUAAUGUUCUGAGUGAGACCAGUCACGUGGAGUACGACAUGACAAUAGAAAACGAAGAAGAACGAAAAGAAGAUUUCGAGAGGAGAAGAAAAGAAGAAGCAGCAGUGAGCAUGCUCGCACAGUUACAGGAGAAACAAGAUGACGAGUCCGCCAUGUUGCUAGGCAACAUCAAACACAAGGGACUGAGCGAGAUACAGGGGAUGUGUCUGAAGCACAAGAGAGCAGUGACUGAAGGGUGGAUGGACAACAUGGCAGCAGUUUUCCUCGCUAAACAGGCUGCAGCUAACGAAGCUGAACAGGAGCUGGUUAAGGAGCUGGAGAAGAAAUACGAUAACAUCAAGGACAAGCUGAUUCUGCAGAUGCUAGAGCAGCAGAUAGGAGCUGAAGAGUGGGCUAAGUUAUCUGAGAAGGACCGUCAGAAGAAGGUGAUGCAGACUAAGCUUAGGGAGCGACAGCUCCGUGCUGCAGGAAGGGAGGAUGAGGCGGAUGAGAUCUACAAAGCUAUGAUAAACGUGCAGAAGAUGAAAGAAGAAAACGAGGAAGAGUCGAGGAAGAAACAGAAGGACAGGAUAAAAGCAAGACUGGAGUAUAAGAAGAGGAGGCAGGGAGAAGGAGCAUCUAAAGAGGAGAUAGAACAGGAGUUGGAGGAGAUAAAACAGGAGCAGGAGGAACUUGACGGUGCAAACAGAGAGUCAGUAUCUGCUAAAGACAUGCUAGCAAGUCUGAUGUCCAGCUUUGACUCCGAGAAAGACUCUCUUCUAGCACAGAUCAGAGAUGGAGAUGGCAAUAUCAAAAAUGAAAAAGAUCGGCAGUUAGCAUUACUAAAACUAAAACGAGAACGACUGAGAGUGAAGAAAGACGCGGAGAUGGACGCAGCUGCUCUGGUGUUUGGUAAAGCUAAAGCUAAGGAUCAGCAGGUUAAAGACGCCAAGCAACAUCAGCUGUUCCUUGCCAAACAGAGGAUUUUAGCCAGAAAACGGAAGAAGGAAGCAUCACUGGAGAGGGAGGAGGAGGAGGAGAAGGGACUGGAGGAGUUAAAAGACAUCUCCAACGCUGAAGACGCGGUGGUGACGCUCCAAGACUCCAUUAUCCACCUCAUUGAGCAGAAGCACGAGGAGGAGAGGGAAAGUUUCAUGAACAUUGCUCACAAGAUAGCUUCUUUUGAGGUAGUCUCAGAGAAAGAACUGCUAGAGAUAAAGGCUAACACAAAAGAGGAACAGGAAGCUCGAAUAGUUUCGUUACGGAGACAGCGUCUCAGAAGUCUGAAGUCUAUUAAAACUGCUAACGAUCAAGAUGAGGAAGAAGAGCGAUUACUUGAGUUUAAGGAUCUCCAGGAGGCUUACCUUCUUGACGCUGUUGCUGUGAGAAUACUUUCAGAACUAUCCCAUGAACAGGUUGAAACUGAGGAAGUAGAGAAGAAGUCCCUGAGUGAACAGGUAGAGGAGACGGCGGUGAAGCUGCUAGCAACGGUACAGGAACAGCAGGAGCAGGAGAGUGAGGACUUGCUCCACUCGCUCAACGAGAUGGGUGUGGGACAGCUGAGCGAGGUCAGACAGGUGAUACACGGAGAUAUAUCGAGGUCUGUAUACAACAAUCUCUGUGAGGUUAUCCUAGGAGCUCCAACUGAGGACGACUACACUUUCAAAGCAGAUGCCAUGAUGGAGGUGAAAACAAAACGUGACAAAGAUUUAAAAGCAGUAAUGUUAAUACGCCGAGAAGAACGGCGAACAAGAAAAGAUAAGGACAAAGCAAACCUAACCGCCCUGCUAAAAGACCUAAACAGUGAAACCAACAAGUCUGUCGCGGAAGUUACCGAACAGUUUGAGCAAUACAAAGCAGCGCUGGACCACCUUCUAAGCAAGAAAAACCUAACUAACCUCACGAAAGAAGAAGAAGAAAUGCUGGCAAAGAUCCAGGAUAUGCUAUCUACUGUUAACGAUGGAGACAAAAGUGAGGACCCCCUCAAAGGUCUCACUCAAGAGAACAGAGACGAGCUCUACAACCAGUUGAAGCGGGAACAUCAGUCCCAGCUAAACCAGAUAACUGCUCAGAAGGAAGCUCAGAAGAAGGCUAUGUUAGCUAAAAUGAGGGUGAAAGUGGCUGUGAAGGAUAAGAAGGAGGUAGAGGAGGAUCACAUGAGGUCUAUAUUCGGGGACUUUGAGAGGUCCCAGACAAUAGUACGGAGUAAGAGUGUUACAGGGCAGAGUGCUGCUAAAGAGAAACUAGCAGGUAUUCUUGCAAAAAAUAAGGAGGCUGCCCAACUUGCAGCACAAAAACGGGAAGAGCAGAAGAAGAAACAAGGGCAAGAAGAGAAGAAAUCGGAAGAACGGAGAGUGUCGACGGAAGAGGCCAGUCUUCCUUCAACUCCCUCCUCGACCGAGAGACCUGGUGAUAGAUUACUGGGGUCUAGACAGGGCUCUAGAUCUUCAAUGGUCGAGCUGACCGGUAAACUGGGUGACAGUGAUAAGAAGGAACUGCUAGACUCUUUAGUACGACAAGCUACCUCAGCAGAGGUCAAGAAGACCAGACAGAGAGACAAGCAGGCUGAGCAACUUAGAGCUCGUAUUAGAGCUAGGCAGAUGGCUGGAGGGUCAGCCGGUGUAAAACGAGAUAAAGUCCAAGAAGAGGCGGAGGAAAUAUUAGGAGCUAUGGAACGAGACAAAACACAGCUUGAUUUCGUGCAUAAUCAGGAACUUACAAGACAGAAAACCAUAAUAAAGGAGCGAAUAAAGAGGAUCAGAGAGAAGACCCUGACUGGGGCAGCAGCAGAAACCAGGCCCCCUCCCGGUCCUCUCAAACGACAACAGUCUGACCUAGGCAUAUCCUCCCAUCUCACUGCAGAGGAGCAGAAGCUGUCUAAACAGGAGAAGAUGCAGUUAGUGGCAGCAAGAAUGCAGGACAAGUUUAAGAAGAGUGAGGGUGGGGACCAGGGUUUGGCAGCGCUAAGGGAGGAUGAGAAUCUGCAGUAGGAGAAGUCAUGUGACAGUCAUGUUACACUGUUUAUGUGACAGUCAUGCGACAGCUGCAUUCAGUACCCUGAAAUGAUGACAGUAUCAGUGCGAGAAUUUUGUGAAAACUAGAAGGGAAGAAAACCUAUCAUAACUGGAAACUGGAAAGACGCUUGGUUCACAGUAUUUUGCAAACGUUUGAUCAAAAGAAAAAGCAUUUUUCAACAUUCAAAGUUGACUUUUUUCACUAUAAUUCAAAGUUGACCUUUUUAUUUACAAUUUUACAAUAAUUCGCCGAAUGAUUCUAAAUAUUUUAAAUCGUGAGCUUUUAUUUCGAGGAUGCUCUAAAGUUUCUAGUAACUAGUAACCAAUCAUUUACGUAGUUUAUUCAGUAUUGAUUAAUUAAUUCUACUUAUUUUUCAGAUACUAGCUAUUUAUAUCAUACAUUUUUAUUCGACUUUCAGUUUCAACAUUAAAUGUAUUAUAAUAAUUUGUAGUAGUAACAUACAUUUUAUGCAGUUAUAAAAAUUAUGGAGUGAUUUGUAUAUUUUAAUGUUACUCAGACUAAGAUAGAGUAAAAACAUGCAUGUAUUUGAAUUUGAUAAAGAUUAUAUCAACCA